Messenger RNA from Zingiber officinale, 2829 nucleotides. RefSeq lists its product as uncharacterized. Bases 214 to 2397 code for a protein of 727 amino acids. The record is from RefSeq and is a predicted model, not a curated record. NCBI's taxonomy places the organism in Eukaryota, Viridiplantae, Streptophyta, Magnoliopsida, Zingiberales, Zingiberaceae. The transcript is spliced from 4 exons.
ACAAGGUUCAUAUCUUCGCUGCUCUUUCUCCUCCGUUUCCUCGAUCUCUCUUCAAAUCGCUAUCCAAAAUCCUUCCUUUUCCUCCGUAUCCUCCUCUUGUCUUCCCGUCGGAGGUCUCAUUUUGGCGUCGAUUCGACCUUCCUGCGGCGAUCGAGGGGGUUUCCGGUGCGUUCACUAGAUAGUGGGCUCUGAGGGGGUCGGAUCGGUGCCGAGAUGGCGUCCAGGAUGAUGCGGUGGCGGCCCUGGCCGCCGCUGUUGUCGAGGAAGUUUCAGGUGAAGCUGGUGGUGAGGAGGGUCGAAGGGGUCAGCGCUGAGGAUGAGGCGCCGGCAGCGGGGAAGAAGGUGUCUUUGGUGGUGAGGUGGAAGGGGCCGAAGUUGGCGCUGAGCUCGCUGCGGAGGACGGCGAAGAAGAACCGGACGAGAGAGGUGCAAGUCGGCGAUGGCGGUGUGGUGGAGUGGAAUGAGGAAUUUGAGACCGUCUGUACCUGGACUGCGCACAGGGAGAACGCUUUGCAUCCAUGGGAGGUCUUAUUUACUGUGUUCAAUGGUUCAAGACAAGGCCCAAAGACCAAGGAAUCUUUGCUUGGUGUUGCUUCACUCAACAUAUCAGAAUUCACAUCUGCUGAACAGGGGAUUGAGCUCUAUCUUCCAUUGUUACUUCCUGGUGCCACGGAGUCUAAUUUGUCGCUUCAUUUGGCACUCAGUAUGUUGGAAUUGAGAUCUUCACAAGAUUCUUCUGAUGGCCAGAAUCGGCUGGUUGGUGCAUCCUCACCUCGGUCAGGAGAUGGUAUCCCUCCUGAGAAAGAAAAAUCUGCACUUAAAGCCGGAUUGAGAAAGGUGAAAAAUUUGACAGAAAUUGUAUCAACUCGGAAGUCUAAAAAGACUUGCCCAGAUGACAUUGGUAGUGAGGGGAAAUACUCGGCUAGGAGUGACGAUGUAGAUUACAGCUAUCCAUUUGACACAGAUUCUUCUGAUGACCUUGAUGAGGAUGUUGAAGACAACAAAGUGGAUACUAAUGCCAGGAAUUCAUUCAGUUAUGGCACAUUAGUAUCUGUUAAUAAUGCUGGGUAUGAGAUGAAGAUAUAUGGAGAAAAUGAGGAUUGGGUCUACCACAAUCAUCGAAGAUCAGAUGUAGGUUGUUCUCAUGCAGAGGAUAAACUGUUAUCCAUUCCUGAACUUUCAAUGUCAAAGAGGAGUUUUCUUCCUUGGAAAAAGAGGAAGUUGAGUUUCAGGUCUCCUAAAUCCAAAGGUGAACCACUGCUCAAGAAAGCGUAUGAAGAGGGAGGGGAUGACAUUGACUAUGAUCGUCGGGUGCUGAGUUCCUCGGAUGAAUCAAUCUCUGCCAGAAGGCAAAAUGGGGAUGAUGGAAGUGCUAUGAACCGAUCAUCAAUAUCCGUCUUUGGUGAUGACUGCUUUGUGAUAGGCAGCUGGGAAUCAAAGGACCUAAUUAGUCGAGAUGGGCACAUGAAGCUUACCGCUCGUGUGUUUUUCGCAUCCAUCGAUCAGAGGAGUGAGCGAGCCUCAGGCGAGAGCGCAUGCACAGCCCUUGUUGCUUUCAUUGCUGACUGGUUUCAUGAGAACCAGAACAUGAUGCCCAUUAGGUCUCAGUUUGAUGGUCUCAUCCGAGAGGGCUCUCUUGAAUGGAGGAACCUUUGUGAAAACCAUGUUUAUCAAGAGUUUUUUCCUGACAAGCACUUUGACCUAGAGACAGUUCUUCAAGCUAAGAUUCGGCCACUAUCUGUUGUUCCUAGGAAGUCUUUCAUUGGAUUCUUUCAUCCUGAAGGUGCUGAUAACAACAUUGGCUUUGACUUUUUAAGUGAAGCUAUGUCCUUUGACAGCAUCUGGGAUGAGAUCAGCCGAACGGGAUCCGACUGCUCAAAUGAUGCAGGACCUCAGCUAUAUAUUGUAAGCUGGAAUGAUCAUUUCUUCGUCCUGAAGGUUGAACGCGAUGCUUAUUAUAUAAUCGACACUCUUGGUGAGCGUCUCUUUGAGGGUUGUCAACAGGCUUACAUCCUCAAGUUCGACGAUAGCACAUGCAUCAAUUUGGUUUCUAAUGAGACUGAAAAUGCCACCAGUGAGGUCGAGAAUGAGGACCAGGAAAAGAGAAAUACUGCAAUGGAAGGGGAUCUUGUGUGUCGGGGAAAGGAAUCGUGCAAGGAGUACCUUAAGGCCUUCCUGGCUGCAAUUCCAAUUCGGGAACUGCAAACUGAUAUCAAGAAAGGACGGACAUCGUCCACUCCAUUGCAUCAACGCCUCCAGAUUGAAUUCCACUUCACUAUGUCAGCCAGCGACCACAGCUUGGAUUAUGCAUCGACAACGCCAGAGGUUCUCCCUGAUCUAUCUUGGCCAGUUAAACCAGCCGGAGCAUUUACACCUGCACCUGUUUGUGUUGCAUAGCAUCAACUGCAUUUGUUUGGUACAGCAUCACUCAAGUUUGAUAUGCUUGAAGGUGAACCGAGGACUGUCAAGCAUAUCCUUCUUUGCCAAUGUCUCUCUUGAUAUCAACUAACUACAGAGAUUUUCGCUGAGUAUGCCGUGAGUAGGUUGUUGAGCACUAUAUUGUAAAGUUGUGUCUCAAUGCCUUGUAUCAACUUGUUGGAUUUCUAGUCAAGUAUGUUGUUUUAAGUCUAAUUGUAAUGCGACUACUGAAUGCAUUGAGAAGAUUUGAUACUAAAGUUUUCAAAUUGCAUAGUCUUAAUCUUUUGGUGAGAUUAACAGCAGAUAGUUAUUCUUUUGGAUUUGCAUGAUAUGCACCAACACACUUUUUCUUCCCCUCAAGUUAAUUGAUUCCUAUAGUAAAUCAUUUUAGGGUAUUUGUAUUAUGUUUAA